AUGAUCGGUUUAAUCAAUCAAGUUUGGGCAAUUGAAGGGGACGAUGUUGAGCUUCCUUGUGACCUAACACCAAACACCCACAUAAGGGAUACAGUAAGCAUGAUUCUGUGGUUCAAAGAUGACGCUGGCAUACCUUUAUAUAACUUAGAUGCCAGAGGUGGAGAUUUAUACAAAGCCGUUCAUUGGACCAUGAGUGGAAGUCUGGGCAAUCGAACGUAUUUCCAGGUAGACAACGAAAAUGGCUCGGCUCGGUUGAAAAUCAAAGCAGUUACUUACGAAGACCAGGGAAUAUUCCGAUGUCGAGUAGACUUUGCUAACUCCCCAACGCGCAACUUUCGCGUCAACUUAAUACUGAUAGAACCACCGACUAAACCUGUAAUAUAUGAUGCACAAGGCAGAGAAGUGACAGGGGUGGGUGGACCAUUUCUUGAAGGAUAUGAUCUACUCUUAACUUGUCAAGUAUCUGGUGGAAAGCCAAAGCCGAUGGUGACAUGGUGGCAGGGGGGCGAAUUAAUGGACAACAUUAUGGAAACGCCUAUCUUGGUCGGCGCAACCAGUAAAUUCGUGGUAAAUCGUUUAUUCAUCGGCAAAGUUACGAGAGCUUUAUCGGGCACAAAACUUGAGUGUAGAGCCGAAUCACGGAUACAGCAGGCAUUCAAAAUAAUGGUCAGAAAGGUGCUAUUAGACAUUUAUCUAAAACCAGCUGUGGUCAAUGUUAUCUUCCCUGAAGAUCAGAUUUAUGCGGGCCGUCCGAUGACUGUGCGCUGCGAGACUUGGGGAAGUUCGCCGGCGGCACGAAUUGUCUGGCGACUUGGUGGCCUAAUCAUCAGGGAGUCCAGUUUGACGACGACCCAAAGAAGCAACUGUACGGGCAGUAAGGUGGCCCUCGUCCUUGACAAGGACGACGAUGGAAAGGAACUGACUUGUCGAGCAGAAAAUCCGAGAUUCCCUGGAGGAGUUUUGGAAAAGACCAAAAUAUUACGAAUUCUUUAUGCCCCAACCGCUUUUGUAGAACUUGCGACUGGUUUCAAUCUAGAUACAUUGAGGGAAGGAGAUGAUGUCAAGUUCAUCUGUAAUUACCAGAGCAAUCCUGAGCCAACUAGCAUUGAGUGGCUACAUAAUAACAAGCGACUACAUCACAACGUCGAAGCUGGUAUUCUUGUUGCUUCUAGCUCUCUGACACUCAGGAUACUGAUGCUCUCACACAAUGGAACUUAUUCUUGCUUAGUAAGAAAUACAGUAGGCGAAGUUCAAAGUCCGCCGCUUACCAUUCAUAUGAAAUAUGCUCCAAGAUGUAAGCCGGGACAGGAUAAACAAGACGUCAUAACUGGUUUUGGCAAGAGCAUGAUGCUGAAUUGUGAAAUUGAUGCGGAUCCCCUGGAUAAUAUCAGAUUUUCAUGGACACGAAACAGCAGUUUAGGAGACGUCUUUGCCGUAUCCAAUCCACGAUUUUUAGUUAGUUUACUUGAGUACACACCUAAAAGUGAUACAGAUUUUGGAACACUGGCUUGUUGGGCUAGCAAUAGCGUCGGCAGGCAAAAGAGUCCAUGUAUAUUUAAUGUCCUCCCUGCCAAACCACCACAAAAACCAAUCGAUUGCAACCUUCAUAACGAAAGUAAUGCGAUGGAAAUAAAUUGUUUGCCGGGUGCGAGUGGAGGCUUACCUCAGCAUUUCUUGCUCGAAAUUCGUGGUAUCCUCGAAAAUUCAGAUCUUUCACAGCAAAUUCCACAAAGCGAUCAAACUGCCGCCGAUGAUGCAUCCGCCGUUUUCCAGGACUGCAACGAUCAACCAAGUUUUCAAUUGUACGGGCUACUGCCAGGUUAUGAUUAUACCAUCUCCGUGACCGCCGAAAACAGUCAGGGUCGGAGUUUGCCCGUCCUUCUUGAGAAUAUCAGAGUGACCGAGCCUUUGCAUAAAAAAGUUGCGGAGAGUAAAUCCCUUGGUGACAUGUCCGCGGUCAUACCAUACACUAAUGACCUAGAAAAUACAUUUGUCAUUCUUGGACUAAUCUUUACAGUUCUGUUGAUUUUGAUUGGUAUCGGAAUAGCGAUAGGACUCGUAAUUUGUCGAAAGCAAACAAGUCUACCACAAAUCGAAGGCCUGGAUGAUUUCACGACGCCAACAUACGUCUCAGCCCAGAGAAUUGAACCCAGGAUCAGAUACGGCAAUGAUAGGAGACGAUCCCAGCACGCUAGUCUCUAUAUGGAGGAAUAUCGAAAUGAACCUGAUUUAUUGCAACAAGUCGACAUUGAUUUACAUAAUUAAAUAUAAAAUAACAGAUUCUAUUUUUGUACAGAUAAAGGACCUUAUUUGUAUUGCAUUAUAUAUCUAAGAAAAA
Messenger RNA from Ceratosolen solmsi marchali, 2338 nucleotides. It is a transcript of the gene side, whose product is annotated as motor axon guidance molcule sidestep. The transcript has 12 exons. Bases 1 to 2265 code for a protein of 754 amino acids. The record is from RefSeq and is a predicted model, not a curated record. Lineage: Eukaryota; Metazoa; Arthropoda; Insecta; Hymenoptera; Agaonidae. Gene Ontology annotation, molecular function: protein binding.